AUGACCCUCAUCCUACGAGCUGGGCCAGCGCCAUCCCCACCACCCUCCACCUCAUGCCCAACCUCAUCCUCACACCCAACCCGGGCAUCACCACCACCGCAGCCGACACCACCCCAAGAUCCAAGCACGACGCAGGAUGACGGCGAAAGCAAGCACCCCCCCUCGCCAGAAGACCCGCCUCCCCCGCCGCCGACGCUGCCAACCCUGCCGCCGGAGCUCCAGUCGCUCAUCACAGCACACCUCUCCUACCCGGACGCCCUGUCGCUGAAGCACACGAACCGCCACUUCUUCCAGACGACGGACACGGGCGUCCGCCUCAAGGUCGCCUGGCUCCUCGAGCGCCGCGACCAGCGCCUCGCGUGCCCCUCGUGCGGCCGCGGCUGCGACCUCGCCAGCGACCUGCGCUUCUGCCGCGGCGGCGUCGGGCGCGUCAUCCGCCGGCGGCGCAUGCACGGCGAGUGCGAGAGCCGGGCCGGGCUCGGGUGCGUCGUGUUCGGGACGGGGCGGUGCGAGCGGCGGCGGAGACGGGGAGGGCGCCGGUUGUCCUUGGGCGGCAUGCGGGCUUGGGCUUUUCUUGUGCCGGUUUUGGCUGUGCUCUGGGCAUUUCUGAGAGGCGUGUCCUGCGGUGCGUCGUGA
Molecule: messenger RNA, 636 nt
Organism: Verticillium nonalfalfae
Lineage: Eukaryota; Fungi; Ascomycota; Sordariomycetes; Glomerellales; Plectosphaerellaceae
Exons: 1
Coding region: 1-636 (211 amino acids)
Molecular function (GO): protein binding
Source: RefSeq, a predicted model, not a curated record